UCAGCUUCUCCAGGUUAUUAGGAGCAAAGGUGGAGUUCUCCGUGAAAAAACUAAGGACACUAUUAAAGUUAUGGAUCAGAGUCUGGACAUAGACAUCAGAAGAGAGUGCCUGCUGAAGUGCCUGAUCAUGUACCUUGGUGAAGAUGCAAGCUGUCUGUUCAAAGAAUACCAGGCUGACCAGAGGGAGGAAGCGAAGAGAGAAUUUGAAAAGACCACCAUGGCAUUUUUUGUGACCCGUGAAAGUGAUGCUCUUAGUUGUGCACUGGACAUUUCCAUUGUCAUUGACGGUGUGGAAGUACUAAAUGAGUUGCCCUCUGUUGCAUGUGCCUGUGCCAUGAUGUUUGGACUCAUUUAUGCACUGAACUUAAAAUAUCCUGAAGGACUCAAAUAUACCUUUGAGGCCUUUCAAAAAAUAAUCAUGGACUUAGAGAGUAAGCACAUGAGACGAAGGGUGCAGAACCUCUCUCUUUAAAGCUGCAGGAGUAAAUUUGUUUCUUUUGACCCAGCUACAAUGUUCUGCUGAUGGUAAAUUUCUUUGAAGAUGUUGGACUGUGUAAAGCCUUUUAUAUGAAGUUAACUGUACUACUGUUUACUAAACCUGAUUUGUUUUAUCUUGGUAAAAUUCUUACGUUGUUUACUCAUCCUUAAGCUAUUCAAGUAUGUAACUUAAUUUAAAUUUGGUUCAGAGACAUUUUAUGACAAUUAUGAGAGCAGUUUCGUUUUGGGGUAAACUAUUCCAUGAAAGUGAAAAGACAAUUUUUUUUUUUUUUUUCCUUUCUUUCAACCAUUGGCUGAUUUGGUAGGUGUUUUAGUAAGUGUUUGGUUUUGCACUGCCCAUUUUAAACCAGUUUUUGGGCCAAACUUGUUUUUAACUUCAGAACAAUUCUAAAGGUUUCUCUUCGAAACCAUAACUGAUUCCUUAUAGUGAAUUUACAUUGUAUCCAGUGUGUCUAUGGACACUAAAAACUGUUAUACAG
Messenger RNA from Polypterus senegalus (gray bichir), 977 nucleotides. RefSeq lists its product as uncharacterized. The record is from RefSeq and is a predicted model, not a curated record. The transcript is spliced from 3 exons. NCBI's taxonomy places the organism in Eukaryota, Metazoa, Chordata, Cladistia, Polypteriformes, Polypteridae. The coding region runs from base 71 to 472 and encodes 133 amino acids.